GCCUGUUCGACAGUUGCUAAGGCCAAUAAAAUUCAAUUGAGUUAAGACGUGUUGGUGUUUCGUGCCCAUUAAGGGUAUCUACCCAUAUUACAACUCUUACUACUACUACUACUACUACCACUCUACCACCAUCGGGAAAAAGCUGAACUGGCAGAACGAUGGAUUUUUUCUUAGGUGCAUUGGCAUCGUGUGGGGCUGUCUUAGUGUCAAACCCAAUGGAUGUUCUCAAGACUCGUAUGCAACUUGAGGGAGAGCUCAAAGAGCGAGGGAGAUACACCGUAAUAUACAGAAAUAUUUUUCAUGCAGCAUAUACAGUUGGAAAGCAAGAUGGAUGGAGUGGCCUACAAAAGGGAUUAGGACCAGCUUUAGGGUACCAGGUUGUCAUGAAUGGUAUCCGAUUUGGUUUAUACCAGAAAAUCCUCGACUCAGGAAUCAUAUCUUUGAAGGAUGGCAGUACUUCAACUUUAGGAUGUGUUAUUGCUGGAGCAGGAGUUGGUGUCAUUGGUGGAUUUUUCGGGAGUCCCCUUUACUUGGUAAAGACACAUCUACAGUCACAGGCCGUCGAAUCUAUAGCUGUAGGCUAUCAGCACAACCAUCAAGGAGUUAUAUCAGCACUUCAUAACAUAGCUAAGCAAGAAGGUUUAAAAGGUCUUUGGCGUGGUGCAACUACUUCCAUCCCACGAGUUGGUAUAGGAUCAGCUUCACAGUUAUUCACCUAUUCUAAAAGCAAAGAUUGGUUGGAUCAGUAUGAGUUAUAUCCCAGAAACAGUUGGCAAAGUACUUUAGCUGGAGCCAUGGCAAGCGGUUUAGUUAUAGCACUGUGCAUGAGCCCUUUUGAUGUCAUAGCUACACGUAUAUAUAAUCAAGGCCUUGACGGUAAAGGUCGUGGAUUAUUGUACAGUGGCAUAACUGACUGCGUUUUGAAGAUAUUCAAGACUGAAGGUCUUUGGGGAUUCUACAAAGGUUGGACAGCAAUAUAUUUCAGAAUUGGUCCUCAUAGCUUUUUAAAUCUUAUAUUUUGGGAUCAACUGAAGCUUUUAUACAAUUCGUACCAAAAUCUAUAAUUUUUUAGUGUAAGUAUUUUUGCAAGAUGUAUUUCUAUGAUGUAAUUCAAAUUUAUGUUUAUAUGCCAUAUCCUCUUCUGAAAUCUAGGAGCAAAGUAUAAUCAUUCCUGAUAUUUACAAAUAACAUAUGAUGAAGAAAGUUAUUAGUAUAUUCAUAAGGUACAGGGAUGCCUCUCUUUUUUUUUUUAAUUACUACUGUAUAUAUUUUGAAAAUUUUUCUAUUAUGAGGUAUUAUACUUAUUACUGUAUUAUAAGAAAAUUAUUUUAUCCUAUAGUUGUUACUUGAACUGCAUCAUGUUAAGUUGCACCUGUAAUGUAAAUGCAGAAUUAUUGCAAACUGCUGAAAUCAGGUAUAUUUAUGCAGAGUCGGUGGUAAGGCUAUAACAUUUUGUUUAUGAUGAAAUCUGUAAAAAUUGUUUCCAAUGCAGAUUGAACUAUCACCUGUGUGGCUUCGUUGUUGAUUAGUUACAGGAAAGAAUAGACAGCAUUGCAAGUUAGAUUCUCUUAGAACAGAAAAUUAAUGUUAAAUCAAAUAGUUCCAUGCAGGGCCUGUGACAUUAUGUCUUACCAUUUCUGUUAUGAAAGGUGGGUAUGCUUAACACAAAGUUAAUUAGACUUCCACACAGUUCCUUUAGUCAUUAUUUUUUUUAAUCAAGCUUUUCUCCGUUUCUUUGACACUUGAUUACUUUUGUCUUAUAUAAUUAUAUUGAAAUUUUAAAAUAUAUACAUCAUAUCACCUAUUAAUAGUUAUCUAGCAUUUAGGAUGCAUUUGCAGUUUUUGGAGCAAAAGCUCAUGUACAGAAACCAUUUAAUUAUUUUAAUUGUUAUUAUGUUAAUAUUUUGAUGGUGAGCUGAAUAGAUUUGUUUACAAUGGCAUCUUAACUUAACAGACAGUUCGGCAGUCUUGCCUUUCUGUAAGUUAUGAAAUAUGUUGAUUAGUGAAGGCCUAAGAUGCAGUAGUAUAGAUUACAUGAUAUACUCCAGAACAAGUGUAGCAAUUCUGUGAAAAUCUAUUUUCCUCUCUUCCCUCUCUUGGUAUGUUGCAUUAUUUCACUAAGUUUUUUGAAAGGUCUUGUAGGUUGUUAAAUUCAGUAAUUUAUGCCAUAAUGCAGGUACGAAUAUGAAAUAUAGAUGGCACGUGCAUAUGUGCCGCCUUUGUCUAUGAUUUUAUAGAGCAAAUGUUUGCCAUUUUGUACUUCAUAAUGGUAAAUCAACUUGAAAAAUCCAAUAAACUUUCCAUCCAAAUCUCCACCUGUUUGUGUGCAGGGCUUAUGAAAUCCACAUCACAGCAGUAUUAUUUUUCAUAUGGCACAUCAUAAAAAUUUUUUAUCCUUUUGCUGUCUCAAACAUGUAAGCUACUUGAUUUUAACAGUAUUAUGCACUAUAUUUACUGAUAAACAUUAUAUUAAUCUCAUUUGAUUAAGAGAUAUUAACUUUAUCAAAACUUGGAUUGCAAAAAGGAUAUGAGAGGAAGAGGCAGUCUCAUACUGUUGUUUAUAGAAGCUACAAUCUCCAUGUAAUUGACAGAUGAAGUGUGAACAACUACAAUUACAGUAUUAAUGACAGUAUAUAUGUAUCAGAUGUAAUUAAUAUUGUUGUAUGGAGAAAAAAUUAAAUUUACAUGUAAAUAUUCUGAGUUCAUAUGUUGAUUACAUGAAUAAAUUGAAUUCUCAUAAACAGACAUGUCUGUCUGUGUGUUUCUCUCGUGCACCGUGCUCUGUUAUUUAAAUUAAUCAUAUUUUAUAAUGGGUGUUAAUAUCUCAUAAUAAAAUGUGACUAUUAUCAUUGCGCACAUCAAUAAAUAUAGUAGCCCUUAGCAUAUUUACCCAAAUUUUCAACAAAUGGUAUAAGGAUAGCAUAAGUUCAAGUAAUUUGCAGUGUUUUGGACAGCAUAAGGACUACAUAAGGUUUUGUAUGCCAUACCAAAUAAGUAAAAUGCAUAUUCCUUCAUAUAUCUUUAAUAUUAAGCCAUUUACGCAUGUAAAUACUCAAAGGCUGCAAUGCAGCAUAUUCGCUAGACAUAAGAGAUCACAUUUGUGUGAAUUGCAGGCUCUUUACAAGGCUUUGAAACACACUAAAUGUUCAUUUAGUGGAAGAAAAAUACAGAAAGUGGUGCAUGAUGGGUCAAAGAAGCCAUGUAACUGGGUUAGGCUGGCAAGCAUUGGUCACAUUUUUUAUCAUAUUCAGUGUCCAGCAAGCUCACUGUAUUUUGUUAAGCUGAAAAUAUGAUUUUCAAUUUUCCAGACUUGGACAUAUCCGUUAAGUAAUGAAAUCUACAAAGUUCAAUCUGUUAAGUUAAGGUGCUGUUAUAUUUAGUUAUUAUAGCAAUGAGUCAGGACUUCUUAUGUCAAUCUUAUUUUUUUUUAUAUAUAUAUGUAGCAUAUUUUUUGUGCAAGUGACUAGGCUUAGAUUUUUCAUGUUUUUUUUUUUUUUUUCAUAUUUUCACUUAAAAUUUAAUCCAUUUCAUGUAAGGCUAUGCAUACCCUGUGUGUGAAUUUCAGUUAAUUCCAUGUUCUUUACUUACUAUGUAUAAAUCACUUUUAUGUUUGAUGAUAAAUUUACUGCGUGGUUAGUCAUAAAGACACAAGUAGGUUGUCUUCACAGUAAGAUUGAAACAUAGAUUUCACUUUUUAUGGAAAAUACGUAGUGAAUUGUCCAGAAUUUUUGCCUUAAUUGUAUGCUCCAGAUCUAACUCCUCCAAGAAAUACAGCAACCUCAAAAUUACCAAAAGGUGAGCAGGAGAUGCAUUCAUAUUGGUGUCUGUUGGACUGAUGAACAUGGUUUCUUGACUCCAAUACCAUCAUUUCCUUCUAUAUAAGCUUGUGCGAGUAUUAAAUUUUGCUUUUUAGUACAUUGCCACAGAAAAUAACCAAGGCAGAAUUUUCCAAGGUGCCUCCCCCCUCCUUUCUUGAUCUUGCUGGCUUGCUUUCUUGAGUGCUUAUUGCUAAAGUGUAGUGAAGAGGAUAAAGUGACCUAACAUUUUUUACAAAGUUGCCCAGUGAUGCUGCGUCAAGUUUUCCAUGAGAAAUAAGUGGGACCACUACUCUGUUCCAGCCCCAAUUUAUCUAUUACGUUGCUUUUAUUCAAUGUUUAUUUUUUUAUUGAAUUAUCUACAACAAUGUAGACCACUGCAUUCAGUGGUGAAGUGUAACUGUUUAUUCCAUUAUUUUUCAGUUUCAUUUCUGGUAAUAAAUUUCCUUUUUCUUAUUGUAAUGAAGACAGAAGCUAUAAGAAAUUUUAAUAACCAUCACUUUAGUGCAUUGCUACCUUUCAGUAAUGACAAAGUUUUGGAUAUAUACAAAUACACAUUUGGAAUAUACUACCUAUUGUGCUUUGCCUGCUGGUGAAUCAAUAUUGGUGAGAAUUAAGUGGUAAGAGAUGGGAAGGGCAGCAGUAAACCUUAGUGUUGAUGUACAGUUUUAGCAUUUAGUAAGAAUAGUAUUUUUGCACAAUUUUAGUGUUUUUUAAGAAAAGUAGUUUUGCACAGUUGUAUUUUGUUAACAGUUUUUGUUUAAAACUUAAGGUUCAGAAUUAGUACAAACUGCACCUCAUUGUUUGUGGAGAAAGGACUGUAUUUGUUAUCGUAAUGAAAAAACAUUAGGGUAUAUUCCUGUGUAAGACUUUGUGUUUGAUGUUUAGAGGUGAUAAAGUUAUCUUAUGUCUAGUACUGUUAGUAUCUGUGAUAGUUGUAAGUGCAGUGUAAGCAUAUUAGUGGCACAAAUUCUAUUAUUAUUAUUGUUAUUACACCAUUUGAUAUUUGCUCAUGUCAUAAUGGACAAUUUCACUUGUUCUGUUGAGUUUCAGACAUUUUUUGUAUCUUGUAUGUAACAUUUUUAGAUUAUAUUUAAUUUUUUUACAUAAACUGGUCCUGUUACGAAUUUUGACUCAAAUACUGUACUGGGUAAUACAAUCAUGGAGAUUUAUGUCAUUGCAACCAACUCUCAGUUCAUUGAGAAGUCAGCAUUUAAAGUUACUUUUGUCUUUCCUCCAAUCAGAAAUCUAGAGCAAAAUAGCAAAAUAGCUCUUCGCCACAAGAUAUCUUAUUCUGGUGCAGUAUGCUCCAGUUGAGAGUGAGGUCACAACUUUGGGUCAUAUGGCGACUUCUUGGGACACUUCCCUUACCAGGACCAUUUACAAAAGACCAGUCUUGAACUUUAUUUUAUGUGUAGAGAAUAAAUAUUUUUGGGUAUUCUUGUCAAACAGCAAGUUAUUCAGUUGAGGCAUCUACAACUGAAAAAUAUGAUAGGAUACCAGAUAUCAAAAUAGCUUAUUAUAUCAGAGAGGAUUUUUGACAGUUUACCAAAGACAGAUACUCAGAUGCCAAUAAAGUUAAGACAGGAUACCAAAGAGGAAAAAGCAUCCCAAUAAAGUAUAAGUACACGGUAAAACUGUGCUACUUUUUUCUUACCAAAACUUACAACACUUCAUGUCUAACAUGUUAAAUCGUAAUAUCUUAUUUUUGAUUGUGUAUCUGAUGUUGCAGUGUUCUUUAUAAUGUUUGAGGAAUGGCUGUAUUCACUUUCUUUUGUUUUUAAGGAUGCAACAGAUUAUUCUUUCAUUUUCCAUUACUUCAUACUGUAGCAUCAUAUUACAUUAUUGAUUCAUCUAUUUCUAAACAUUUCUGCAGUUGGUGAGAGAUAAUAGUGAAAGUGCAAUGCAGUAGCAUUUCAACAGCAAUUCUGCUGAAGAUGAAAUUUAAAAUAAUUUGCAUCCUCAAAAAUGUAUGAAUUUGUACAUUUAGUAAUGAUGUAGUGACUUUCAGGAUUUGGGCUUGGCAGCUGUUGUAACAAUAACAUGAUUUCAGUUCAAUAUUAAAGAGGGAAUGGGCAAUACAUUUCUACAGUAAUUCUUUGUUGCAUAUGAUUGAAAUUUAUACCUUAAUGGCCACAUCAGAAAUAGUAUGGUUAGAGUGUACAUACUUAUAUGGUUGAUCUUUGAAAAAUUGAGUCUCACUCGUAGCUAAAUUAAUCUUUCACAAUAAGUCAAUCUGUCACACUUUUGUUUGAUUCUUUUCAAGUCUGUGUCCACAAGUAUCCCCAUUUUCCAUGGGCUUUCCUACAGGUCUCCAUCCUUUUGCUUCCAUGCCUUCUGCUUUUCUGAGUAACUGGUCCACAUCCCUUCCCAUCAUAUGUCCAAACUAUCUCAGUCUUCAUGCUUCAGUAUUUUUUCAAACCAUAUACAGAAUUUGUGUGCACGCAUUUUCUACCUACAGUAUUCAUGUUCACUUUUGCAGUUAAAUAGUUACAGGAUACAUCUUUACAUUCAAGACUGUUCUGUUACCGCUGGUCUUGGUAAUGCAGUCUACUGCAGAUGUUACUCAAAAGUGCUGUGUUGGUGAGGUACAUACACCUUAUGUGUAGCAUGAGGGUUUCCAAGUUUGUGUUUACUCAAAUUUAGUUGCCUGUUGGAAGAAGCCUGUUGGAGAAGGUUAUUCAUAUUGAGGCCGAGUUUGUCAUCAAAUCCUAAAUUUUUUGUUAUUGAAAUAGGGGAAAGAUGCAUUAUGAAGCACAGAUAAGGCGAGGGUAAUUUAAGGUGUAUUUGUAUAUACUUCAUUGUUAAAAAUGCACUGUAAUUUUAGUGUCUAAAUUUUUAUUUUAAACUAGUCUAACCAAUCACUUAGUCAUGUGAAAACUCAGAAAAGUGGGAAUUUGUGUCAAGUACAUAAAAUGUACUCUAAAUUGUUUUAAUAUAAUUUCUCAGUGCAUAUAGAUGGGUGCUUAAUGAUUGAAAAACUAAACAUUAUUCUUAGUAUUUUUAGGUUUACCACUGUAGUGCACAGCAUGUAGCUCAAUAAAUAUUUUUGUAGC
Molecule: messenger RNA, 6871 nt
Organism: Macrobrachium nipponense
Lineage: Eukaryota; Metazoa; Arthropoda; Malacostraca; Decapoda; Palaemonidae
Product: solute carrier family 25 member 35-like
Exons: 7
Coding region: 159-1064 (301 amino acids)
Source: RefSeq, a predicted model, not a curated record